This is a messenger RNA of Notodromas monacha, 1545 nucleotides long. NCBI's taxonomy places the organism in Eukaryota, Metazoa, Arthropoda, Ostracoda, Podocopida, Cyprididae. The record is from the annotation of a GenBank genome assembly.
AUGGCAUCAUUGCAAUUAGGCAGCGAAAAUCGCCCAGUUCAGCGAGAUGAACUUGGAGGAGAUGCUGGUGACAGAUUCAGCAAUUCCGAGGAUGACCCAAAGUCUCUGAAAUCACCUCAAGAAAAUGCCCAACAGGUUCAAGAGAAAAAAAAUACGAUUACGGAAAGCGUGUCAUCUUCAGAUUGCGCAGUGCUCGAGCAAGAAUCUGGUUAUUUCAUCCCCAACGUGCAGAAACCCAUUCGAAAUCCCCGUUCCCGGCAGCUUAAAACCCCCGAAAAGGAUGCCCAACCUUACCCAGGAGGAACCCCGAAACCCGACCCCGGGGUUUCAAUCCCGGAAAUCAUCACCAAGCUGAUGCCUCAAGCCCGGAAAACCUUUCACGGGAAACAAGCCACGACCAUGGAAGUCAGCUUCACAGACUCGGAACCCGUGCUGGACAAGUCUUCCAAAAUGUGGACAGAAAUGUCCAGUCAACCCCCGGUUGGAGACGGCGAAGAAACCCGGAUAAUAUUUUCGAUCAGAGACAAUAAUGUGUCCACGGAGUCGAUCCUGUGUCCGGUUGACGCCGAGGCAUUAUUGCCUCGAAAUUACGAAGACGAGAUGAAAUUCAAAAGCCUGGUGAAUGUCGUGGAAAUCGCUCACGGAGAAAAGCAUCACAGACGAGCCAUGAGUGCAAAAAAUCGAAAGCACGGGUUUGCUGGAAAUAUUCGAAAGGAUCUCGUGAAUGCCGAAAAUAUGCUUUUGUGUUCGACCAGCAACGACGCGAGUCAGGUCCUCGUGUCGGACACUUUCGGGGUUCACCUGCAAUUUCAGGAUCAACCCGGGAAAAACUUGGAUCCAACAUCCAUUAAUUGUAAAGUCAAUUCUGUGAGGAAGGACAAGGCCAAUAAGAGCGAGACGAACAAGACGCGCAGUAAAUCAAUCAGCUCUUACAAAACACGAUCAGAAAUUGCCGACACACUGGACGCAGUCUUGGGACGAAAUGCAAUUCUAGAGAAGGAAAAUUACCGCCUGAGGAAAUCACACGCCUGCAGGGACGUCAAGGCCCUACUCGAGAAACUCGACCAGGUCUCUAAAAACAUCAAUACAUUACAAGCAGACAAUGAGCCAAGUCAAGUCCGGGAUCUACGCAGACUUCGUCGCACCGGAAUCACCGUUGUCUCCAACAACAUCAACACAAACAACAACAACAACAACAACACACAGCAUCCACCCUCAUCAUCAUCAACAUCUUCCGCCAAUCCGAUCGAAAAGGUCUCCGAAACGAAACUCCUUCAAGCCGAGCGACAGAAAAUCCUCACCAAUACGCUGACGACCGUCAACGACAUCGUCGACAACGUCACUGUGCUCGUGGAAAACUUGAAAUCGUCUCCGGGUCUAUGGUUGGAUUUGAGCGAAGCCCGUGCAGAACGAGAUUCUGCGAGAAAGGCUUUGAUGGCGAGCGAAGAAAAGAACCGGGUUUUGGAGCAGAGAGUUGAGAAGAUGAAGGCGGCCAUUGUGUGUUUUGCUUGUGACGACCUGUCUUCGAAUCUCGGUACCGUCAGU